AUGCGUCGUCGACCUCGAUUUGCCCCUUUCCUGAGUCCGGACGAGAUUGAAAAGCAAAUCAAGAAAGACGCGCUGUAUCGUGGCAUUUUACGAAUCAAUAAGCGCAAUCGAUCGGAUGCGUAUGUGACCUGCGAGAAUCUCGAAGGUGAUAUCUACAUUCACAGAGAACGGGAUCGUAACCGUGCCUUGGAAGGUGACUUGGUAGCGGUGCGACUUUUGGACGUAGACAAGGUGUGGAAAUCCAAAGUGGAGAGGGAUCGAAAGAAAAAGGAGGAAAAAGACGGCAUCUCGGCUAUCCAACUGGAAGAAGAAGAUAAAACCAAGUCCAAAUACUGUGGUCAGGUCGUCGGCAUCAUCAGUCGCGCUGAAAGCCAAACUGUCGCAGGAAAUGGAGGAUCCAACGGAAAAGAGGAGAAGCCUGAAGAGGAUGUGGAAGAACAAGACGAUGAAGAACCCGUCGAUGACGAAGUGGAUGGUAAACAAGUGAACAAUGGCAACGAAAGAUCGCACGAGAAUAUUCGCUUGGCUUGGUUCAAACCCACGGACAAACGCACGCCUCUGGUAGCCAUUCCUAUCCGCCAUGUUCCCGCCGACUUUUUAGAAAACCAAGAAAAAUACAACUCGCUGAUCCUUCUGGCCAAGAUCACUCGCUGGCCUAUUGACUCACAGCAUCCCUUUGGCAAAAUCGAGCGCGAACUUGGCCCCGUGGGCAAUGUGAAAGUGGAAACCGAGGCUAUUCUUGCCGAUAACAACAUCAAGGAAGUCCCUUUUACCGACAAGGCGCUCAAGGGUUUACCGGAAACGCCCUGGAAAAUUCCACAGGGCGAAUACCAAAAACGUCGUGACCUUCGCGAAUACAGAAUCUUUACGAUUGAUCCAGCGACGGCCCGAGAUUUGGAUGACGCUUUACAUAUCAAGCCACUAGAGAAUGGUCAAUUUGAAGUGGGAGUGCAUAUUGCCGAUGUGUCGCAUUUCGUUAGAGACCAUACACCUUUGGAUACCGAAGCGCGAUCUCGUGGUACGAGCACUUAUCUAGUGGAUAGGGUGAUUCCCAUGCUGCCGUCACUCUUGUGUGAAGAGCUUUGCAGUCUGAACCCUGGUGUCGAAAGAUUGGCCUUUUCCGUCAUCUGGAAAAUGGACGGUGAGGGCAACGUGCUGGAGACAUGGUUUGGCAAAUCGAUUAUCAAGUCGUGUGCCAAAUUGGCUUACUCGGAUGCGCAAAGUGUUAUUGAAGGCGGAGAACUACCUAUCACUGCCACGGUCCAGAACCAUGAGGUGAAUGCAGUGAAAAAGGAUAUCCUCCAUCUGUAUCAGCUGUCCAAGCACAUGCGUAAACGACGAUUUGACAAUGGUGCCUUGUCGAUUGGUUCGGUCCGUCUUUCUUUUACUCUCGACGACGACAAUGAACCCGACAGUGUAAAUAUCUAUGAAACAAAGGAAGCCAACCACCUGAUUGAAGAGUUCAUGUUACGCGCCAAUAUGAGCGUGGCGGAAAAAAUAUGCCAACAGUAUCCUUCGGAAGCAUUGCUGCGUCGCCACGCACCACCGAUCGAAAGACGUCUGGAGGAAUUUUUGCGUCAGACGGAAGAACUUGGGUAUCCUUUUGAGGGCCACAGUGCAGGUGCACUGCAGGCUUCGUUUGAUUCGGUGGAAUCGGAGGAUGUCAAGGCCGUUUUACGAAUUUUGGCCAUCAAGCCCAUGCAGCGUGCCAAGUAUUUCUGCACCGGAUCAAUCGAUAUCGCCAAGUACCUGCAUUUUGCAUUGAACGUUCCUCUGUAUACUCAUUUUACGUCGCCCAUUCGUCGCUACGCCGAUGUCAUGGUUCACCGUCAAUUGCAGGCCGCGCUAUUGAAUAAAGAACAUUGUGGUUAUACCAUGAAAACCGUCCAGUCCGUGGCGUUGCAAUGUAAUCGAAAGAAGGAUGGGGCAAAGAAUGCUCAGGAUCAACACAUUCAGCUCUAUCUGAGCCGCUUCUUGUAUCGUCUUCAAGAGACACAGGGCCCGAUUGUACGGUCGGCUAUUGUCCUGCUCGUGGCCAAGGAUGCUUUUGAAAUAUUUGUACCUGAAUAUGCUUUGGAAAAACGGAUUUACACAGAUUCUUUGCCUCUGGAAAGAGAAGCCUUUAACGCGACGGAUAUGUCCCUCUCCAUUUACUGGAAAGAAGGGGCCGUUCUCAACCGAGAGACCGCAGACCAGAUUCGACGAGAAAAUGAUGGCAAAAAAAGCGAAAGUGAUGACAGUGACAGGGAAGCCAACGGUGCGGAUGAUUACGUGGAGGAAGCCGAAGAUGACGCUGAAGGACCGUUGAGUGGAAAAACGGCUCUGAAAAUUCCAGACAACAUGUUGGAAGAGAAUCGCUUGGACGACAAGACGCGAAUGCAAUAUCUGAAAGCGUUCACCCGUCUUGAUGUAUUGAUUCAAGUCGACAUGGACCGAUCGCCACCUGUAGUUCACAUUUACCCUGUCAAUCCAUUCUUGAAAAAGUAG
Molecule: messenger RNA, 2487 nt
Organism: Radiomyces spectabilis
Lineage: Eukaryota; Fungi; Mucoromycota; Mucoromycetes; Mucorales; Radiomycetaceae
Exons: 7
Coding region: 1-2487 (828 amino acids)
Cellular component (GO): exosome (RNase complex); P-body
Molecular function (GO): RNA binding; 3'-5'-RNA exonuclease activity
Source: RefSeq, a predicted model, not a curated record